UGUCCUGACAUUUGGGGGGAUAUCUGUACUGUCCUGACAUUUGGGGAUAUCUGUACUGUCCUGACAUUUGGGGAUAUCUGUAACGUCCUGACAUUUGGGGGGGGAUAUCUGUAUGGUCCUGACAUUUGGGGGGAUAUCUGUACUGUUCUGACAUUUGGGGGAUAUCUGUACUGUCCUGACAUUUGGGGGAUAUCUGUCCUGUCCUGACAUUUGGGGGAUAUCUGUACUGUUCUGACAUUUGGGGGAUAUCUGUACUGUUCUUACAUUUGGGGGAUAUCUGUACUGUUCUGACAUUUUUGGUCCUCAAGAAAUCAGAUCGGCUGUCAUUUGUGAACUCUAUAACUUUCCUACA
Messenger RNA from Staurois parvus, 352 nucleotides. The record is from the annotation of a GenBank genome assembly. NCBI's taxonomy places the organism in Eukaryota, Metazoa, Chordata, Amphibia, Anura, Ranidae.